This is a messenger RNA of Penicillium verhagenii, 654 nucleotides long. RefSeq names its product DUF2470 domain-containing protein. The coding region runs from base 1 to 654 and encodes 217 amino acids. The record is from RefSeq and is a predicted model, not a curated record. The transcript has a single exon. NCBI's taxonomy places the organism in Eukaryota, Fungi, Ascomycota, Eurotiomycetes, Eurotiales, Aspergillaceae.
AUGUCCAAAGACUUUAUUAUCAAGCACAUGAACGCCGAUCACGGCGACUCCCUCCAGCUCUACCUACAAGCAUUCAACAAAAUCAGCGCACGCGAAGCCCACGGUGCCCAAAUCGAAGACCUGACCCUCUCAAACCUUGUGCUCCGCGCCAAUGGAACACGCUACAAUGUCCCUAUUGAUCCCGCCAUGAAAGACUUCAGCGAAUCCCGCAGCCGCUUGGUCGCACUGCACAAGGACAGUCUGCAGCGCCUUGGCCGCUCCGACAUCAUGUUGACGGAGUACCGAGCUCCCCAGGGAGUUGUUCAAAAUGUGGUCUUUGCAUUGUGCCUCUUCACCUAUGUGAGCUGCUUCAAGCGCAGCAAUCUGCUACCGGGUUCCUUCGUCUACGAGAACCUUGGAUACAAAUACGUGCCCGACUUUGCGCACUUUGUCUACAACAUCCAGCCGCUACUGUUCCCAGUUGUGUUGGCUAUUCAUAUCUUUGAAUCGGCUCUUUUGGCUAUCCUCAAGUUGAAGCCCCAUGGGGUUCCGUUUUUGUCCGGGCUGUGGUGCAAAUGGGUGGCUUCGUGCUUUGUGGAAGGCUUCGGGUGUUUCCAGCGAAUUGCGGAAUUUGUGAAAGAGGAGCGGGCGAAGAAAGGCGAGAAGAGCCAAUAA